Anthostomella pinea is the source of this 2406-nucleotide messenger RNA. The record is from the annotation of a GenBank genome assembly. NCBI's taxonomy places the organism in Eukaryota, Fungi, Ascomycota, Sordariomycetes, Xylariales, Xylariaceae.
AUGAGGGCAACUGAACUUGCCAGCCGCCGAGGGGCAAGUCUUCGGAGACUCGCCACUCGAAGCUGCCGAGGAGACAUCGCGCGCACACGGUCCUUUGCGACACCCACAUUCGAUACCUCGAACCCCCGAAUACCGCCAUAUCUAAAGCUUGCGAAGAACUAUGACAAAGUCCGGGAGGUCCUGGGCAAGGGCAGGGCAUUCACCCUGGCCGAGAAGAUCCUCUACAGCCAUCUCGACAGCGCCGAAGAGUCCCUGUUGACUAACACGAACGGGGGACGCGACAUCCGUGGCACCGCAAACCUCAAGCUCAAGCCCGACCGUGUCGCCAUGCAGGAUGCCUCGGCGCAGAUGGCCCUCCUGCAGUUCAUGACCUGCAACCUGCCGUCGACCGCCAUCCCCGCCAGCAUACAUUGCGACCACCUGAUCGUUGGAGAACGAGGCGCCCAAGCCGAUCUCGAGUCCGGUAUCAAGCUGAACCAGGAGGUCUUUGAUUUCCUUGAGUCCGCCUCCAAGAAAUACGGAAUCGAGUUCUGGCCCCCUGGCGCUGGUAUCAUCCACCAGAGCGUCCUCGAGAACUAUGCCGCGCCAGGCCUCAUGAUGCUCGGCACCGAUAGCCACACACCCAACGCCGGAGGCCUGUCUACAAUAGCUAUUGGUGUUGGUGGCGCCGAUGCUGUCGAGGCUCUAGUGGGCGCGCCGUGGGAGCUCAAGGCUCCUCGUAUCCUGGGUGUUGAGCUGACCGGCAAGCUUAGCGGCUGGGCCUCGCCGAAGGAUGUCAUUCUAAACCUGGCUGGGCGACUGACCGUUCGCGGCGGUACAGGCUUCAUAAUCGAGUACUUCGGAUCCGGAGUACAGACACUCAGCUGCACGGGCAUGGCCACCAUUUGUAAUAUGGGUGCCGAGGUCGGCGCAACCACCUCGUUAUUUCCUUUCAACUCGGCCCAUGUCCGGUAUCUAGAGGCAACACACCGUCACGAUGUAGCCGCAGAGGCCAAGAAGUUCUCUCAGAUUGUCCCCCUGCAGGCCGACUCUGGGGCCAACUACGACGAGGUCAUCACCAUCAACCUUUCCGAGCUCGAGCCCCAUGUCAAUGGACCCUUUACCCCUGAUCUAUCUACGCCCCUAUCUCAGUUCAAACAGACCGUUAAAGAACAAAACUGGCCCGAGAAGCUGUCAGCUGGUCUCAUCGGCAGCUGUACAAACAGCUCGUACGAGGAUAUGACCCGUUGCGAGGGCAUGGUCCGCGAAGCAAUGGAGGCUGGCCUGAAGCCUGCCUCGGACUUUUACGUCACGCCUGGAAGUGACCAGAUUAGAGAAACCCUGCGACGAGAUGGACCUCUCGACACGUUCAAAGAAGCCGGAGGCACUGUCCUUUCAAACGCCUGCGGCCCCUGCAUUGGCCAAUGGAAGCGACAAGACGAUGUCGAGAAGGGCACGGCCAACGCCAUCUUUACCUCUUACAACCGCAACUUCCGGGGCCGUAACGACGGUAAUCCGGACACCAUGAACUUCCUCGCCUCGCCCGAGAUCGUUACUGCCAUGGCCUUUGCCGGAAGCACGACCUUCAACCCAAUGACGGACUCGCUGCCCACCGCAUCCGGCACAGAAUUCCGCUUCACGCCGCCGUCGGGCAUGGAAAUCCCCGCGCAGCCCUUCGAAGCUGCGCGGAAGGAAUUCCGUGCCUUGACACAGGCACCCGACCCCUCUGUCAGCGUUGCGAUCGCGCCAACGUCAGAGCGACUUGCGCUCCUUGAGCCGUUUGAUGCGUUUCCCGCAUCGGACCUUACGGGCUUGCGUGUUCUGGUCAAGGUGACGGGCAAGUGCACAACAGACACGAUUUCGGCAGCCGGCCCCUGGCUAAAGUACAAGGGCCACCUGCCGAACAUCAGCGCUAACACGUUGAACACGGCGACUAACGCCGAGACGGGCGAAGUCAACGCCGCGUACGACAUGGACGGGUCGCGCCACACGAUCCCAGAGCUGGGUAAGCGCUGGCGCGAAGCCAACCGCCCGUGGCUCGUCGUCGCUGAACACAACUACGGCGAGGGCUCCGCGCGAGAGCACGCCGCCCUACAGCCGCGCUACCUAGGUGCACGCGUAGUCCUGACAAAGAGUUUCGCCCGCAUCCACGAGACCAACCUCAAGAAACAGGGCGUCGUGCCCUUGACCUUCGCCGACGAAGCCGACUAUGAUAAGAUCGGCGCGUGUGAUGUUGUCGAUACCGUGGGUCUGUACGAGAUGCUGCAGAACGGGGGCAAGGGCGAUGUCGCGCUCAAGGUGCGGAAACUCGGUGCCGAGGAUGGCGAGGAGAUUCUCAUCAAGACGCGGCACGCGAUCAGUGAGGACCAGGCUGGGUUUAUCCUGGCUGGCAGCGCGUUGAAUUUGCUGUCGCAGUCGGGGCGGUAA